AUUAAAAUGGGCUAAAAGGGACACCAAAGCAAGGCCCAUAUAUUUUGUGGCGUAGAGAGGGAGGGAAUUCGAAAACAGAUGAUAGCGGCAAACGCAGAGUAGCUUGAAGAAAUCCGUUGCUCAUUCUCUUCUCCGAUCGUUUUUUUCUUCGCAUCCCAAGGUCUCUCAGUUACAGAAGAUGGAGAAAACGCCGUUCGUUCUCUGUUUCUCAGUUUCUCGGAAUCAAAUUCCAGAUUACAAUCCGGACGAAGCGAAUUGGAGUGAGAAAAUUCUGGAUCAUGUGGGUGAUUUCAAAAGUCUGGAAGAAGUGGUGUCUAAGCUGACAGAGAAUCUGAAUCUGACCGAGUCUCAGAUUGCGAGUAUUUGGAAGUCAUUGAUUAAGGCAGAAGAAGAAGCUCAACAAGUUCCACCACCACCACCACCACCGAGUGCUGCAGAUGUAAGUAGUAAAUCAACGAGGAAGAAGAUGAAGAAACAAGCCUCUAAGCUGCAGACACAAUCCCAACUACUUGAUCCUGCUGAUGUUGAAGCAAUCGAAUCGAUGAAGAAGGAGAUUUCAACUACUAUGGACUUGUUGAAAAUCGUACUACAGCUACACAAAGUUUUAUUCCCUACAAGAGUUGGAGCUGGGCAAGUGAGACUUGCAGCUGGGAACAACAUCAGUGGACAAGUGAGAGCUUCUGCUGGGAACAUCAUCAGUGGGCAAGUGAGAGCUGCAGCUGGGAACAAUAUCAGUGGACAAGUGAGAGCUGGGAAUAUCAUCAGUGAACAAGCAGGGCUAAGGAAGCAUGUAGGAAACCGAUGGGAAUGAAGGAGCCAGUGACGCUUUGGAGAUUUGACUCGAAUCUCAGCUUGUGUUAUAGCGAGAUACUUGUUGAUAAGGAAAUAGUGAACAACACCCCUCCAUAUAUAUUCUUUAUAUAUUGAGGAAUAUAUUAAGCUUAGCACCAAAAUGCUUUCUCUAGUCUAUCCGGUACAGAGAUGGAGUUUCUUGCUAGUAAAAAUGUUCUUCAAGGAAACAAAGCAACACAGCCCCAAAAAUGUUUUAAGAAAGGAAAAACGAGCAUUUACCCUACAAAUCAG
This is a messenger RNA of Arabidopsis thaliana (thale cress), 1083 nucleotides long. RefSeq lists its product as uncharacterized. The record is from RefSeq and is marked reviewed. Bases 179 to 811 code for a protein of 210 amino acids. NCBI's taxonomy places the organism in Eukaryota, Viridiplantae, Streptophyta, Magnoliopsida, Brassicales, Brassicaceae. The transcript has 3 exons.